GUGAUCGUCGUUCGGCCUAACCGGCUGUGGGGUCAUCGAUGUCCUCCUGCUCGGCGUCAUCCUCAUCACCGAUUGGAGAAGACUACAGCCCUUCUCACCGGCCCCUCCCUUCUUCUCCCCGCGAAGUUGUACAUGGAGGCUGCAGAAUGGAUUCUGGCUCACACCAACCUCCGACCCCGAGUGGCAAUCAUCUGCGGUUCUGGUCUGGGAUCUUUGGCUGACACCCUACAUGAUAAAGUCAUCAUACCGUAUGAGCAGAUCCCGAACUUCCCCCGCAGCACUGUGCAGGGCCACGCGGGUAGAUUGGUGCUUGGAAUGCUGAGUGGGAAGCCGUGUGUCUGCAUGCAGGGCCGAUUCCACAUGUAUGAGGGAUACUCCAUCUCUGCAGUGGCAUUCCCAGUUCGCAUAUUCUAUCUGCUGGGAGUACACACAUUGAUUGUGACUAACGCAGCAGGCGGGCUGAAUGGCAGCUAUUCUGUGGGGGACAUCAUGUUCAUCAAAGAUCACAUCAACCUGCCAGGAUUGGCUGGACAGAACCCCCUGCGAGGACAGAACGAUGACAGGUUUGGCGUGCGGUUCCCUUGUAUGUCUGAUGGCUACGACUGCCAUCUGCAGAGCCUGGCAAAGGACUGUGCACGGGAGCUGGGCAUACAAGACUACAUCCGGGAAGGUGUGUACUGCAUGGUGGGGGGCCCCUCCUAUGAGACCGUCGCUGAGGGACGCAUGCUGCAACUGCUGGGAGCCGACGCUGUUGGGAUGAGCACGGUUCCUGAAGUGCUGGUGGGACGUCAUUGCCCUCCGCAUUUUUGGAUUCUCUCUCAUUACCAAUAUGGUAGUGACAUCAUAUGACAGCUCCACUUGUGCCGACCACCAGGAAGUCCUCCAGACAUCUGAGAAGCGAGCAGCUGCACUGACAGCACUGAUCACUGCCCUGGUGGGGAAGAUUACAGACUGA
Messenger RNA from Staurois parvus, 955 nucleotides. NCBI's taxonomy places the organism in Eukaryota, Metazoa, Chordata, Amphibia, Anura, Ranidae. The record is from the annotation of a GenBank genome assembly.